AUGAAAGACCAUCGUUUGCAAGUUCAAGAGGUGCUUAAGAGACUGCGGCAACACCACUUAUACUGCAAGCUUGAAAAAUGUGUUUUCGAACAGCCUUCUAUGCCUUUCCUGGGGUACAUAAUUUCAGGCUCUGGGUUGGAGAUGGACCCAGCCAAGGUACAAGCGAUCCUCAAAUGGCCCAAACCCAACACUCUUAAAUCUAUACAGCGAUUCUUGGGCUUUGCAAACUUCUAUCAAAGAUUUAUCAAGGGAUUCUCUGCUAUAGUGGCUCCUAUCACCGCUCUUACCCAGAAGGAGGCUAAUCCUAGGGAAUGGUCACCAGCGGCUGAAGCAGCGUUCCUACACUUGAAACAGGCCUUCACUACGGCUCCGGUUCUAAGGCAACCUAAUACCAACAAAGCCUUUGUAUUGGAGGUUGACGCUUCUGCCGACGCUGUGGGAGCAGUCCUCUCCCAGAGGUCGGAGGAUAACAAGUUGCAUCCAUGCGGAUUCUUUUCCAAAAAAUUUCUUCCAGAGGAGAGGAAUUAUACUAUAGGGGAGUAA
Molecule: messenger RNA, 543 nt
Organism: Pseudophryne corroboree (corroboree frog)
Lineage: Eukaryota; Metazoa; Chordata; Amphibia; Anura; Myobatrachidae
Exons: 1
Coding region: 1-543 (180 amino acids)
Source: RefSeq, a predicted model, not a curated record